This is a messenger RNA of Gilbertella persicaria, 799 nucleotides long. Its product is annotated as ribonuclease T2 family protein. Gene Ontology annotation, biological process: RNA catabolic process. Lineage: Eukaryota; Fungi; Mucoromycota; Mucoromycetes; Mucorales; Choanephoraceae. The coding region runs from base 340 to 777 and encodes 145 amino acids. Gene Ontology annotation, cellular component: extracellular region. The transcript is spliced from 6 exons. Gene Ontology annotation, molecular function: ribonuclease T2 activity; RNA binding. The record is from RefSeq and is a predicted model, not a curated record.
AAACUUUUUUUGCCUUUCUUUAUUGCUUUGAGCCUUGUUAGUGCUCAGUACGAUUCUCCUUCUUGUCCAGGUAAGCGUAACAAAAAUUUUCGUAAAAAGAAGUGACUCAAGUAAAUAGCUGACACCUUAUCCUGUCAUUGGUCUGGUACUGUGGAUGCUUGUUGUUCACCUAAAUAUGGCUUGGUUGUGUUAGCUCAACAAUGGUAUCCAGGCUAUGGUCCUGCUGACGAAUUCACACUUCACGGUUUAUGGCCCGAUACUUGUUCAGGAGGAUAUGGACCUUCUCGAGGCUGUGAUGCUAGUAGAAGAUCCAACAACAUAGGCACUAUUAUUCGCUCAAUGAACUCUACACUCUAUAACCGUAUGCUUACGUUUUGGCCCAGUAACAAAGGUGACCACAACUGGUUCUGGUCACAUGAAUGGACAAAACAUGGUACCUGUGUCAGCACCCUUCGACCUAAAUGUUACGGCUCGUCUUAUAAAAAAUACGAUGAUGUGCUUGAUUAUUUUGAGAAAACACUUGAUCUUCGUGAUCAAUUCGAUCUUUACGGUGCUCUCAACUUGAACGGCGUUACACCUGGUCGCUCUUACAAUGUUCAGACCAUUCGUGAUGCUAUUAAAAGUACGUUUGGUGCUGAACCCAAAUUAGACUGUGUCAGAGGAAGUCUGUCUGAAGUAAGCCUAAAUUUUUAUGUCAGAGGCAAAAGCAAUUAUGAGAUCACAAAUGUAUUGGAACAAGGCAAUUGUAGAGGUCUUGUUAGUUUUCCAAGGAAAUAAAAAUUAUGUAUGUGUCACUAAA